GCCACUUCCCAGAGUGCAGCGCGAGUUUGGGCGGAAGUGAGUGUUGGCAGGGGCCUGAUCGGUGCUGAUGGGGAUCUGGGCAAAAGGUCUCCAUCAUGUAUACCCUGCUGUCUGGCCUGUAUAAGUACGUGUUUCAGAAGGAAGAAUAUUGCGUCCUGAUCCUGGGACUGGACAAUGCUGGCAAAACAACUUAUUUGGAACAAACCAAAAUCCGAUUCAACAAAAACUACAAAGGAAUGAACCUUGCCAAAAUCACCACCACGGUUGGUCUGAACAUCGGGACAAUCGAUGUGGGAAAAGCCAGGCUAAUGUUCUGGGAUCUCGGAGGACAGGAUGAGCUGCAGUCUCUAUGGGAUAAGUAUUAUGCAGAAUCCCACGGAGUGAUCUACGUUAUUGAUUCUACGGAUGAGGCACGACUGUCUGAGUCAAAGCGAGCUUUUGAGAAAAUAAUCAGCAGUGAUGCUUUGGAAGGAGUCCCCAUCUUGGUGCUGGCGAACAAGCAGGAUGUGGAGGGCUGCCUGUCCAUUCCAGAUAUCAAAACCGCCUUCAGUGAUUGUAUCAACAAGAUUGGAAAAAGGGACUGUCUCACCCAGGCAUGCUCUGCCCUUUCCGGGAGGGGCGUGAACGAAGGCGUGGAGUGGAUGGUAAAGUGUGUAGUGAGAAAUAUUCAUCGGCCCCCGAGACAGAAGGACAUCACAUAGGGGGGGCACGGCGACCAUGAGCUGCACACUGAGAAUUUUCUAUGGAGCUGUUCUUACAGCAGACUGGAAUGUAUAUAAUCUCGUACCUGCCAACCCGACUCCUCUGUAUAGAUAAACCCUUAUAGAAUUCUAUUUA
Molecule: messenger RNA, 837 nt
Organism: Rana temporaria (common frog)
Lineage: Eukaryota; Metazoa; Chordata; Amphibia; Anura; Ranidae
Gene: ARFRP1
Product: ADP ribosylation factor related protein 1
Exons: 8
Coding region: 96-701 (201 amino acids)
Biological process (GO): Golgi to plasma membrane protein transport; protein localization to organelle; intracellular protein transport
Cellular component (GO): Golgi apparatus
Molecular function (GO): GTPase activity; GTP binding
Source: RefSeq, a predicted model, not a curated record